This is a messenger RNA of Salvelinus sp. IW2-2015, 1358 nucleotides long. Its product is annotated as dexamethasone-induced Ras-related protein 1-like. Lineage: Eukaryota; Metazoa; Chordata; Actinopteri; Salmoniformes; Salmonidae. Gene Ontology annotation, biological process: signal transduction. The record is from RefSeq and is a predicted model, not a curated record. Gene Ontology annotation, molecular function: G-protein beta-subunit binding; GTP binding; GTPase activity.
CAUAAUUGCAUGACGCACCGGGGAGGAGUGUGGUCGGCAUCGCCUAUAUAUACCCAGUCGCGCUCGCUUCAAACUCAGCAGAGUAGCAGCGCUAACAAAGAAUCAGGAUCCCCAAAAGCAAGUAGAGCUUGCAUUCAGCAUCUAGCUCUCGUACCAAAGACAUUUGUCGGUGCGCAAAACUCGCAAUCAUGAUUAAAAAAAUAUCGCCUUCUGAGAACGAGUUUAACAUCCCGGCCAAAAACUGCCACAGGAUGGURAUUCUAGGAUCCACAAAAGUUGGCAAGACUGCUAUCAUCUCUCGGUUUCUGAAUAAAAAAGUCGAGGACCAGUACACGCCAACAAUCGAGGACUUUCAUAGAAAAUUAUACUGCAUUCGGGGAGAUGCGUACCAGUUGGACAUUCUGGACACCUCUGGAAACCAUCCUUUCCCCGCUAUGAGGAGACUCUCUAUCCUUACUGGUGAUGUUUUUAUCUUGGUGUUCAGUCUGGAUAACAGAGACUCCUUCCAAGAGGUCCAGCGCCUGAAGCGUCAAAUUUACGAGACCAAGUCCUGCCUGAAAAACAAAACCAAGGAGAACGUGGAUGUCCCGAUAGUUAUCUGCGGGAACAAGUGUGACCGGGAGUUUAACCGGGWGGUUCAGAAUGAGGAGAUUGAGCAGCUGGUGGCUGGUGAUGAACAGUGUGCCUACUAUGAGAUCUCUGCAAAACGGAACACUAAUGUCGACCAGAUGUUUCAGACUCUUUUUACCAUGGCUAAACUGCCCAACGAGAUGAGCCCGGACUCUCACCGCAAAGUGUCCUUACAGUUUUGCGAAGUACUGCAAAACAGCAGAAGAAAGUCAUUCAGAAAUAAGAAAUUCAAAGACAGCGAGGUAUACGGGAUUGUGGCACCGUUCGCGCGCCGACCAAGCGUGCACAGUGACUUAAUGUAUAUCAAAGAGAAAGCUACUGGCUGCAGCCAGGGAAAAGAGAAAGACAGAUGCGCCAUCUGCUAAGGACUCACUUGACAAUGCACAUGGAGACAUGUUACGAGAUGUUCUAUACAGCGAUGGAGAUGAUACCCGCCAGGCUUCGUGCCAGUGUGCUGAGUCCGGGAUAAGGAAGCACGUCAAGACGCAGUGACAGCCAGGGGUGUAUGUCCCAAACCAUGCGAGAAGGCAUGCCAUGGUCAUUGUCAGAUAUUCCCUGUGGAGUCAGGGUGAUCAAAUGUGAUCUGGCUUCAGAGAACCUCUAGUGUUCUUGUCACUAUAGCUACAUGCUGUAAAAUGACAUUACUGAAUGGAGAAUGUAGCCUACACUUAUGGGGUGGCAUUUGUUUACAUGUUCUUUUUUCACACGGAACUGAACUUGAAUGUUAA